UUCUAUCUUGGGUGCUGCAGCCAAGAAGUUCAGCAUCUCGGUAACCGUAGCCAGAAGCCGUCGCCAUGCCUCGCAAAAUCGAAGAGAUCAAAGAUUUUCUAUUGACAGCCAGGAGGAAGGAUGCAAAAUCCGUCAAGACCAAGAAGAACAAAGAUCAUGUGAAGUUCAAGGUCCGUUGCAGCCGGUAUCUGUAUACGCUGGUCAUCACAGACAAGGAAAAGGCUGAAAAACUGAAGCAAUCUCUUCCACCAGGUUUGGCUGUGAAAGAGCUGAAAUGAACCAGUCAUGCUUGAAAUCUUGGCCGUGAAU
Lacerta agilis (Sand lizard) is the source of this 309-nucleotide messenger RNA. Its product is annotated as 60S ribosomal protein L38-like. Gene Ontology annotation, cellular component: cytosolic large ribosomal subunit; ribosome. The record is from RefSeq and is a predicted model, not a curated record. NCBI's taxonomy places the organism in Eukaryota, Metazoa, Chordata, Lepidosauria, Squamata, Lacertidae. The coding region runs from base 66 to 278 and encodes 70 amino acids. Gene Ontology annotation, biological process: translation; protein-RNA complex assembly. Gene Ontology annotation, molecular function: structural constituent of ribosome. The transcript has a single exon.